Messenger RNA from Phodopus roborovskii (desert hamster), 2241 nucleotides. RefSeq names its product disintegrin and metalloproteinase domain-containing protein 26A-like. The transcript has a single exon. Gene Ontology annotation, molecular function: metalloendopeptidase activity. Lineage: Eukaryota; Metazoa; Chordata; Mammalia; Rodentia; Cricetidae. Gene Ontology annotation, biological process: male gonad development; proteolysis. The coding region runs from base 1 to 2241 and encodes 746 amino acids. Gene Ontology annotation, cellular component: external side of plasma membrane; plasma membrane; sperm head plasma membrane. The record is from RefSeq and is a predicted model, not a curated record.
AUGAUCCUUCAUCUCGGCCUGUGGAAGGUGCUCUUCCUCUCCACAUGGUCCCUAACUGAACAGGCUAAACUCAGCAGCCCUCCUGAAGUAGUGAUACCCUUGAGGGUCACUGACACUAGUAGACAUGAUGCUUCCCCAGACUGGCUGUCAUAUAGCCUGCACUUUGGAGGAGAGAGACAUAUUAUCAACAUGAAACCCACAAAAUACUUCAUUUCCAGAAACUUCCUACUGUUCACCUACACUGAUCAAGAUGAUCUCCUUGCAGAACAGCCAUUUGUGCAGACUGACUGCUACUAUCAUGGCGAUGUAGAUGGAGACCCAAAUUCCAUGGUGAUUAUUAACACCUGUUUGGGAAGUUUGCAAGGCAUACUAGAGAUAAAUGGCACUGUUUAUGGACUCAUGCCUAAGAAGUCAACUUCCACAUUUGAACACCUUGCUUACAAAAUGGACAGUGAGGACUCAGAAUCAUUUUCUAUGAGAUGUGGGUUAACAGAAGAGGAAAUAGCACGACAAAUGAAGAUUCAAGAAAGCAAAGACUCCACGCUUAUGCAAAGCCAGUAUCAGAACUGGUGGACCCAUCACAAAUACCUUGAAUAUUAUGUGGUGGUUGAUAAUCAACGAUAUGUUUAUAGAGCAAGUAAUAUCACAGUUUGUAUGCAGGAAAUGUUGCAAAUUGUCCAUGGGAUAAAUGGUUAUUAUCGUCAGAUAGAUGUUGAGGUGAUUUUAACUGCACUGGAAGUUUGGACUAUAACAAACAAAGUCAAUGUAACAGAAUCUAUAUCAAACGUCCUAACUAAUUUCUGCAGUUGGAAGGGAAGGAACAUUGAUGGACGCAUUAGAAAUGAUAUUAUACAUCUUUUUGCCAAGCAAGGAUAUGGUAUAUAUCUGGGGCUAGCUUACAUAGGAACAAUUUGCACAAAAAUUAAUUGUGCAGUGAACAGUUUUCAGACAGAUUCACUGCAAACUAUGUCAUUCAUUAUAGCACAUGAAAUGGGUCAUAAUUUGGGUAUGGAACAUGAUAAAGAAUUCUGUACUUGUGGGUUAUGGAGCUGCAUAAUGGCCCCAGCACAAUCUAAUUCACCUAGAUUUAGCAACUGCAGUUAUGAACAGAUGUUUCGAACAAUUACCAGAAGAGAUUGUUUAUACAAUUAUCCAGAAGAAAUAAUCAGAAUGAACAUAACAACUGUGCGCCCCCCAGCCAAGUGUGGGAAUUACAUAGUUGAAAAUGGAGAGCAGUGUGACUGUGGAACCCCUGACUCGUGUGAAACAGAUCCAUGCUGUCAGGAAGACUGUGCAUUUAAACCUGGUGCUGAAUGUGCUUUUGGACUUUGUUGCAAAGAUUGCAAGUUCAUUCCCACAGGUACAGUGUGUAGAGAAAAGAACAAUGAGUGUGACCUUCCAGAAUGGUGCAAUGGAAGUUCAGCUGAGUGUCCAGAAGAUGUGUACAUGGAAAAUGGAAGCCCAUGCAGGGGUGAUGGUUAUUGCUAUAAUAAGACAUGUCCUAGACAUGAAGAACACUGUUGGAGACUUUUUGGCAGCAAAGCCAAGAGUGCAGGAGAGAUUUGUUACAAGGAAAUGAACACAAGGGGCGACCGUUUUGGUAACUGUGGUAAUGAUAGCUUAAAGUAUAGAAGUUGUGCUGCUGCUGAUGUACUCUGUGGACGAAUUCAGUGUGACAAUGUACAACUGAUUCCACAUAGAAGAAGCCAUGAAACAGUGCAUUGGAUUCACUUCAACAAUAUCACCUGCUGGAGUAUAGACUUUCAUUUUGGAAUGACAGUAGAGGACAGUGGAGCAGUGAGAGAAGGCUCAGUUUGUGGUAGAAAUAAACUGUGCAUUAGGAGGAAAUGUGUCCCUAAGUCUACUUUGAUACAUAACUGUACAACACACUUUUGCAAUAUGAAAGGAGUCUGUAACAAUAAACAUCACUGCCAUUGUGAUGCCCAAUGGGAACCACCAGACUGUAGAACAAGUGGCUUUGGAGGUAGUAUAGACAGUGGACCACCGCCAAGGCCAUAUUCAAAGAAUUCCAAAGUUGGUAAGUUUAUACUAGCUCUUUUUAUUCUUUUGGCUUUGGCACUUUGCUUGACUUCCCUAAUUACAAAAGAAAAAUCACAAAGCAAACUCGAACUAGAAGAAAUGUAUGAGCCAGAAGCUGAACAAGCACAUGUAGCUGAACCUUCGCCUGAUGAUUUAGCUGAGAAUAAUGACAAAAGUAAACAGAAAAGACAAAAGAAAUAA